AUGGAACUCAUUGCAAUGUUUUGCACGCGCGCGACCCGAUCGAUCGGGACACGAUCGUUUGUCACGGUGUCGGACGUUGAUCAAUGUUUUUUCAGAUUAAGAGCGCGCGCCUUGUUGACCUUCGAUUCCCUUGCGAGUUUCGAGGAUAAGAUGGAGGCUGAAGGCCCAACCGAAAAGUGCAGAUCCUCCCAGGAUGAUAUACCCAAAUCAGCUCCUUCGUUAUUUUCAACUGAUACCCAUUACACCGCUUGCUCUCUCGAGUUUUGUCCUUCGAAACCCAACUUUUUGGUUUGCGGACUUUAUCAAACUGUUCAAUUGAAUGGAUCACAGUCGGCUGAAGACUUGGAAUCACCCAAGACCGAACGUCUGGGUAGAUGUUUACUCUUUGAACAAAAAAAUUACACGAGUUCCGUCUCGGAGAUGGAUGGUGAUGCUCAACCACCAAAGUUGGAGUGUAAACAAAUACAGCAGAUCGAUGGCCCGGCAAUUUUGGACCAGAGAUGGACUCAGGAUUCAGAUGAGCCGAUCCUCAUCACGGCUGAUGCGCAAGGAUUUCUCAACUCUUUCGUCCUGGCGAAUGAUUCGUUCAUGGCUCGAUCCAAAAAGGCAGGUAAUAAGGAUCCAGACCACACACAGCUCCGGCCAAUUGAAAAAUAUUCUUGCGCUUCUAAAGAUACAUUAUGUCUGGCCUUGGAUAUAUCAGAUAAAGUACAACGUGCAAGUGAUCAACAGGUAGUGACUUCACUUUCGAAUGGUGAGAUCGUUUUAAUGGAUCUUUCCUCAAGCAAUCAUCGACUUGAGGAAACCUCCCGCUGGCACGCUCACGAUUUUGAGCCAUGGACUUGUGGAUUUGAUUAUUGGCAACCUUCUACAAUACUGACAGGAGGAGAUGAUUGCAAAUUAAAGAUAUGGGACACUCGAAGUGGAACAAGCCAGCCUAUAUUCACUUACAAGCAAUUCGAAGGUGGUGUCACUGCCGUACGUAGCCAUCAUCUGAGAGAGCAUAUAUACGCUGUUGGAAGCUACGACGCGCACCUGAGGAUAUUCGAUAAACGAUACAUUUCCAAACCUAUAUGUGACUAUGACGUAGGAGGUGGGAUAUGGCGAUUAAAAUGGCAUCCAACUCAAGCUAAUCAUCUUCUAGUAGCAGCGAUGCACAACGGGUUCGCGGUGAUGGAUAUACCUGAGUCUGAUGAGCAGGCUGUACGAGUCCAUACACAAUUCACUGAACAUGCUUCUCUUGCUUAUGGGGCUGAUUGGGGAGAGGAGCUAAAACUAGGUACACAGGGCACUAGUACAAUCGUUGGAUCUUGUUCAUUUUAUGAUCAUCUUAUGCAUAUCUGGGCAUUCGAAUCUUGA
Melampsora larici-populina 98AG31 is the source of this 1359-nucleotide messenger RNA. RefSeq lists its product as uncharacterized. NCBI's taxonomy places the organism in Eukaryota, Fungi, Basidiomycota, Pucciniomycetes, Pucciniales, Melampsoraceae. The coding region runs from base 1 to 1359 and encodes 452 amino acids. The record is from RefSeq and is a predicted model, not a curated record. Gene Ontology annotation, molecular function: protein binding. The transcript is spliced from 9 exons.